Molecule: messenger RNA, 952 nt
Organism: Suillus fuscotomentosus
Lineage: Eukaryota; Fungi; Basidiomycota; Agaricomycetes; Boletales; Suillaceae
Exons: 6
Coding region: 413-952 (179 amino acids)
Source: RefSeq, a predicted model, not a curated record
GAACGAACUGUGGCCCAAUCGAAACGACUGUAGAAACAAAUCAUAGGAUGCAUUCAGUCUCGAACAAAUAUCCAUCGCGCAUGUAAGUACAACUUGGGUCUAGAACGCUUCAACACAGUGAACAAUCGCGAUCAUGGGCGAAAUUGCGCCGAUGGGUACCUGCGUAUAACGUACUUCCGGGUCUUCUACUUCGAAGAGAAAUCUUCUUUCCAUCAUUUUCACGUCACAAAAGGUCCCAAACUGCAAACCCUGGUCGCCAUGUUGAGUCAAUAUGACGUUCUGUUCGCAUCGCAGAAAAUAAUCUCGGUAUUAGGUAUAAAAACAGUCGCCUUCCUCUCCACUUGUUUCAUCAUUCCUUUCCCUCUUCCACCGCUUUCAACUGCUUACCCUUCCUCUCGUUAACAAUCCAACAAUGCAGCUCACUCUUCUCGCAUCCCUCGCUAUCCUUUGCUCCUCUGCUUUCGCUGCCCCUGUUCAAAGCCGGGAUGGAUCAUUGGUUGAUGUCAUCGCCUAUGUGGAGAACGUCUUGAACGACGCCAAUGUCAACGUCCUUACAAAGCGGGACGCUUCAGAUGUUGAUGUCAUUGCCUAUGUGGAGAAUGUCGGCAACAACCUCAAUGCCAACGUCCUCACCCGGGAUGUCCCUUUGAUCGACGUCGUUGCUGCUGUCACCAAUGAUUUGAACGACCUCACGGUCAACGUCCUCACCAAGCGUACAACCUUGGCUGAUGUUAUCGUUGACGUCCAGGACGAUUUGGAUAAUCUUAAUGUGAACGUCCUCACCAAGCGUGAAGACUUGGCCGAUGUCAUCGUUGACGUCCAGGACGAUUUGAAUAAUCUUAAUGUGAACGUCCUCACCAAACGGGAUGCCGGCCUGGUAGAUGUCAUUGCAUGCGAGUACCAUUUACAUGAUUUCUUCAGAAUACUUCUAACCCCAUCCCUCAGAUGUUGA